ACAGCGGGCCGCGCAAUGGAUGUUGGGAAGCGGGAGGGAACGUUCAAACCGAACCUUCGCCAACAGGGCUGCGAGAGGGAGAAAAAGAAGGACGAGCGGGGCGGCCUCGGCGAGAUGAAGGCGGCCGCGAAAAGCAAAACUCCAAGGAAGCCUGGACAGAAAAAUGGAUCUAGCAACAAUUUGAAGGACCCUGUUGGGGUGUACUGCCGGCUGCGCCCACUCAGUGUGCCAGACCAAGAAUGCUGCGUAAAAGUGAUCAAUACCACAACAGUCCAGGUUCACCCACCAGAUGGAUACCGAAUUUUCCGCAAUGGGGAGUAUAAGGAGGUUCAAUAUUCAUUCAAAGAGGUUUUUAAUAUCGGUGGGACUCAGAAACAUGUGUUUGACGUUGUUGCCAAACCUCUAGUGGAUGAUCUGAUUCAUGGGAAAAAUGGCCUCCUUUUUACAUACGGUGUCACUGGGAGUGGGAAAACUUACACCAUGACUGGUUCUCCUGGUGACGGUGGCCUGCUUCCUCGCUGCUUAGACAUGAUCUUCAACAGCAUAGGAUCUCUGCAGGCCAAACGAUACGUGUUCAAGCUGGAUGAUAAGAAUGGGGUUGAGGUGCAGUGUGAUGUCGAUGCUUUACUUGAACGUCAGAAACGAGAAGUUUUUCAGACUCCAAAAACUCCAUCUAGCAACAGGCGGCAAAUUGACCCUGAAAUAGCUGAUAUGAUCAAUGUCCAAAACAACUGCAAAGCGGAAGAAGUUGAUGAAGACAAUGUUUACAGUGUGUUUGUCUCCUACAUUGAGAUCUAUAACAACUACAUCUAUGACCUUUUGGAUGAAGGGCCAUUUGACCCCAUCAAACCAAAGUGGAGCAGCUGUGGCACUCCCGUGCGAAGUGCUGACUUUAUACUUCCCCAGUCCAAAAUUCUCCGCGAGGAUCAGAACCACAACAUGUAUGUUGCAGGAUGCACGGAGGUGGAAGUCAAAUCCACAGAAGAAGCUUUUGAAGUCUUCUGGAGAGGCCAAAAGAAGAGGCGCAUUGCAAACACUCAGCUCAAUCGCGAAUCCAGCCGUUCCCAUAGUGUGUUCCUGAUCAAACUGGCCCAGGCGCCACUUGAUGCCAGUGGGGAUAAUGUUCUACAGGACAGGGAGCUGAUAACCUUCAGCCAGUUAUCUUUGGUUGACUUAGCAGGGAGUGAGAGAACAAACAGAACCAAAGCAGAAGGGAACAGACUACGGGAAGCAGGUAAUAUUAACCAGUCCCUAAUGACGCUGAGGACCUGUAUUGAAGCUCUGCGGGAGAACCAAACUUAUGGGACCAACAAGAUGGUCCCUUAUCGAGACUCUAAACUAACCCAUCUCUUCAAGAACUACUUUGAUGGAGAAGGCAAAGUGCGCAUGAUAGUCUGUGUGAACCCAAAGGCUGAAGACUACGAUGAGAGUUUGCAAGUCCUGCGAUUCGCAGAGCUCACCCAAGAAGUAGAGGUUGCGAGGCCUGCUGAGAAGCCAGUCUGCGGCUUGAUCCCUGGUCGACGGUUUAAGAACCAGGCCUUUCGGGAGGAGCUCUCACGGCAGCUGGAAAUCCGAGGUGGACCGAUUGAUGGAGAUCGGGAGCGGUCUAUCACAGAGGUGCUGCUGCAAAAUUUCCCCCCAAUGUCUUCCUGCGAGCUUCUGGACAUCCAUGAUGACCAGACCCUUCCUCGACUGAUUGAAGUGCUUGAGAAACGGCAUCGCAUCCGGCAGAUGCUGUCGGAAGAGUUCAGCAAAAAUGUGCAUUCUGUCAAAGGGAUGCUUCAGGAGCUUGACUCCAGUAUCGUCUCCAAGGAGAACUAUGCACAAGUUAAAAUGGCCGAGAGAGACAAAUUUAUAGCAGCCCAGAAAACUGAGAUCGAACGCCUAGAAAAGAAAGCAAAAACUCUGGAAUACAAGAUCGAGAUCUUGGAGAAAACGACAACAAUUUACGAAGAGGAGAAGCGCAACUUGCAGCAGGAGCUGGAAAGCAAGAGCCAGAAGCUGCAGAGACAAGUUUCUGACAAGCGCCGCCUUGAAGCACGGUUGCAAGGCAUGGUGACGGAGACAACAAUGAAGUGGGAGAAGGAAUGCGAGCGGCGGGUGGCAGCCAAGCAGCUGGAGAUGCAGAACAAGCUCUGGGUGAAAGAUGAAAAACUGAAGCAGCUGAAAGCCAUUGUCACGGAACCCAAGGGCAGCAAACCGGAGCGGCCCUCUCGGGAGAAGGAUCGGGAGAAGCCCCUGCAGAGGUCCCUGUCGCCUCCCCCAGUCCCUUUUUCUAGUCCCUGUGUCACUCAGCUCCCUAACACCACCAACUUGCCUGCCGCAAGCCAGCCACAGCUGCACAGGCGUUCCAACUCCUGCAGCAGCAUUUCGGUGGCCUCCUGCAUCUCGGAAUGGGAGCAGAGGACGCCUACUCAGAGCAGCAAGCACCCCGGCGGUGGUGGCAGUGGCGUGCCCAAAGGCAGGAGUAGACCUCAGGAGCUCCAGCAAGCUAGGCACUGUGCCAUGUCAGACAGAAGGCGAGGCAUGUGCUGGACCGGUGCCCUCGAGGUCCCCAGCGGUAGAGAGGCUCUAGAGGUAGAAGAGGACCUGUGCUGCAGGAAUGCUCCACCAGUUCGCAUCCGGCACAGGCGCUCUCGUUCAGCUGGGGAGAGAUGGGUGGACCACAAGCCUCCCUCCAAUGUCCAGACCGAGACAGUCAUGCAGCCCCACGUCCCCCACUCCAUCACAGUGGCGGCUGCCAAUGAGAAGGCCCUGGCCAAGUGCGACAAGUACAUGCUGACCCACCAGGAGCUGGCUUCUGACGGGGAGAUUGAGACAAAGCUCAUCAAGGGUGAUGUUUACAAGACCAGAGGAGGUGGCCAGGCAGUCCAGUUCACAGAGAUAGAGACCCUGAAGCAAGAGUCUCCAACAGGCCGCAAGCGAAGAUCGUCUCCCUCCAGCCGUUCACCUGCAGAGGAGGGUACAGAGUCUGAGUGGACAGAUGUAGAAACAAGAUGUUCUGUCGCAGUGGAGAUGAAGGCAGGCUCUCACCUGGGGCCUGGAUACCAGCACCACGCUCAGCCCAAGCGCAGAAAACCAUGAACUAUUGGAGAUUCCUCCUAGGACUUCUUUGGCAAAGGGUUUAUUUGCAGGCCUACAUAUGCUAGGCAAGGAAAGAGCCAAAUAUAUAAUAAAAGUACAUUUUUUUUCUUUUGGCUCUCUUCUGUUGUGGCAUUGAAGAAGACAACCUUGUUUUGUUCUAUUACCUCUUGACUGGAUAUAAGACUCCCUUGCAUAGGGCUCAGCUGUGUUCCUUGCCACCUUUUUUUUGUCUUCUUAUGGGUAUUUUUAUGAGACUGUAUUAAAAAUGUGCUGCUAUUUAUUUAGCUGUCCUGAUGCACUUUAGAAUGAUCUUGACGCCUGUUUAGAAUGGCAGUCCUGCCCAAGCUUUCAGCUGGGAAUGGCUUUGUCCUUAGACUGGGAGCAUCUGUGCCCCUGCAAACCAGUGGAGAAGGCCUUCUCCUGCCAAUGUAUUCUGAGCAGUGGGAAGGAUGGGGCUCUCGGCGCUGGCUACCUUCUCUCUUUGCUUUGUUUGCUAUGCAUGAUUGUAACGGGGCACGAUGAGUAGACAACUGUGUAGGAAGGCGACUAUAUUCACGUGCGAUAUAUAUGUAUAUUUUAAAGGGCUGGAUUUGUCAAUAAAUUUUCACAGCAUCUUGCA
This is a messenger RNA of Podarcis muralis (Common wall lizard), 3703 nucleotides long. RefSeq names its product kinesin family member 23 (gene KIF23). NCBI's taxonomy places the organism in Eukaryota, Metazoa, Chordata, Lepidosauria, Squamata, Lacertidae. The record is from RefSeq and is a predicted model, not a curated record. Gene Ontology annotation, cellular component: kinesin complex; nucleus; microtubule. Gene Ontology annotation, molecular function: ATP hydrolysis activity; microtubule motor activity; microtubule binding. Gene Ontology annotation, biological process: mitotic spindle midzone assembly; microtubule-based movement.